Messenger RNA from Mycena citricolor, 1084 nucleotides. NCBI's taxonomy places the organism in Eukaryota, Fungi, Basidiomycota, Agaricomycetes, Agaricales, Mycenaceae. The record is from the annotation of a GenBank genome assembly.
CAUUGCGGACGCUGGAGCUGCUGCAGCCUGUAUUCGAAGACGUGCAGGACUUGCACGCGGUCUUUUCCCUGCGCGACCCAGGGGCCGAUUUAGCGCGCCUCGUGCUCGACGGCCCGCGGGUGUUCAAAUUCUUGCGUGCGCGUAAGCUGGAUGACGCCGUGGAUGAUGUGCUUCUGGAAACAGAUGUGCUCCCUGGGACGAUCCGCGUUCUGAAAAGUACCUCGCUCAAGCUCAACCUUUCCCGGUGGGAUGGGUGGCUGGCGCAUCCGCUGUGCCCAUUGGAUUUCUCGGGAGUGCGUGAUUUGGAGCUGCACGGCGCAUUUGGAGUGGGACUGAGGAACCGAAUGCGGCAUGCGUGGGGUGGGAUAACGAGGCUCGCAGCUUCUGCGUACAGUCUAGAAGCCGCAAUCGCCGAAGGUUUCAGUCUCAGACAACUACCGUGUCUCCAUGACCUUUUCUUGCAUACUGCCAACGCCCAUAUUUCGUGUCUGAGUGCGAUCAUCGGCACACUCGGCGAGGAGAACGCACACAAUCUGUCCCACCUCGCACUCGAGGUAGGCACCGUCGACCAGCUCGUUUCGCCUCCGCAAAUUUCCGUGCUCGUAAAGACGCUUAAUGACCUUCCGUGCGACUUCAAUCCCCGGAUCGAGCUGGCCUUCCGACAUCUGACGGUUCAUUUACACGGGCCAGACGGUGUCCAGUGGUUCUCAGAUGCUGUGUCUCAACUCUCUAGGUUACUUAUCCCUAAAUUGGGGAGGUUUACGGAUAUCAACAUUUCGUGUGUACGGAGCGGCACUCCUGGAUGCAUGAUUCCCAAAUUCUGAAAGAACUUCCAACUGGGCAAACAUCUGUCAACAAGCCUCGUUCUUGUGAUCAUCGGUGUAAGGUAAUCCGUAUGCCUGUUUCACGAGACCUUCCCUUCGCGCUCGUAGUUCACCUAGGGCUAGGUAAAACUCCUAAUGGGGAGGUGAUUUACAUCUAGAGGGGUCGGUGCUCAGUAUAAAGAGUCUGUAUUUUUUUUGUGAAUUAUCGACGCCGGGGAGCGCCGGGGCACAAAAAAAGGCUCGGUAAUUGACCGUAAAUG